This is a messenger RNA of Cinclus cinclus, 3858 nucleotides long. RefSeq names its product CD59 molecule (CD59 blood group) (gene CD59). NCBI's taxonomy places the organism in Eukaryota, Metazoa, Chordata, Aves, Passeriformes, Cinclidae. Bases 2765 to 3496 code for a protein of 243 amino acids. The record is from RefSeq and is a predicted model, not a curated record. The transcript is spliced from 5 exons.
ACCAGCACUGAUGCAGUCAGUUCCUUUUUUUUUGACACCCAGAAUUUGUAGGUUUUAAAAGGCAGAAUGGUAUAUUGUGGUUCCAGCUCAAAUUUUCUAUUAUUGACUAAUUUCCAGAUUUCUCCUUUUUUUUUUUUUUUUUUUUUUUGGUGUUGGAUUCUUCACGUGCUCAGCUUUCCCUGGUGCAUUUUCCAGUGGCACAAGGUAGAAAAACAAAUACUGAGUCUGAUCCCUACAGUAGUAGUUUGGUGAAACAUCUCCAGACACAAAACCAGCUUGUGUUGUUCCUCAGGUGUCAGAGCAGCACCAAGUUGCUGGAGUGCUUCCAAAACACGAGGAUUUGUGAGGAUUACCACCUGUAAGGGAUAAGAAAUUUCCACAGAAGUUUUGUCAAGGAUCAGUACAAGAAGCUUUUAGUGGGACUAGAACUUCCUGCAGGGCUGUCAGUGCAGUGUGCGUUUCCAAGGACAGAUAACCCUCAGGGCUGGAGGCUGUUCUCGGGAAGUUCCCUCCAAGGAUCUCUGUGUUCCAGUGCAGUGGAAUCAGCUCAAGGGCAUGGGACUCUACACAGCAAACACUGGCAACUCUUGGCAAUUCCACUCAUUUUUAGGGAGUGGUUCUGAGCUGCAAUUCUUACUUUGUGGGAGAAGUCAAAGUCCAGGCCAGUGCUGUGCUUUCAGCCCCUGAACGCUGCUGUGCUGCGGUUUGAGGCCUCAGCUCUGGGCACAGGGGUGGCAGAGGGGUCUGGAGUGAGGAGGGAACCAGGCAGGGAAUUGAGGGAUUGCUGCUCCUGCCCGGAGCACGAACGUGUUUGUAGCAGGCCAAAGGCCAUUUCUUUGCUUCAGCUAGCCAUUCCAGCACAGGGUCUGUUGCCUGGAGGUGCCAGCAGCCCUGCAGCUCCUGAUGUGCAUUUGAAAAUGGGGAUGAAGCCAGUGGCUCUCCUCACCCUUCCCGUGAGGUGUGAAUCACGGAGUCAUGAAAUCCAUGUGAAAUGAAAAGCAAAGGAGCUGAUGAUGGUUGGCAGCACUGCUGGACUGUGGGAGUGUUCACUGAGCGGGGGCCCCGCUGCCACAGACAGACUGCCCCUCACUGCUCUGGCUGAGCACAGCUGUGGGGCCGGCAGGUGUCACUUCCGUGCACCCAGCUGCCCAGCACUUCUGGGAGUCACUGGAAUCUCGGGAAUGUCCUUCCCUUUGGCUGCCGUCCUGCAGGCUCAGCCUGAGGCUCUGCCACCUUCUCCUGCCUCAGACGCGACUGUCAUGCUUGGUUAGGACUUUACCUGGCCAGGUAAAAGCAGCAAAGCAGCCUCAUUGAACACCUGUGGACUCAGCUUGUGGUGAAACCCUGGCAUAUCAAACACAAACGUGUACCUGGUCUGAUCCUUUUUCUGUCCCUAUGAUGACAAUCUCUUUAUAAUUGCCUGUAGGAUUCCUUCAACAUUUUUGUGGGAUUUUGCUGGUUUGGAAUGGUUUCAUAGAGGGGACCUUUGGCCACGGUUUCUUUGCUGUGACUGCGUCACAGAGAGAAAAACAAGUGGUGUUCCAGCUACUGGAAUAAAAAAAAAAAAAAAAAAACAAAAAAACCGCAACUGAAAGUUGCUGUGCAAGUUAUUCCAGUGUUCUCGUGCUGGUUUUAUUUUUUUUCCUGUCAUUGUUUAAUUUCUCAAAAUUUAUGCAAAGAAUUUAAGAUGGAAAAUUCAGGUCAAGUUUGAAGUACCAUUUAUCUGUGAUGAUACAGAUAAAUGUGUGCUCUGUUGGAGGGACUGUUGCCAGAUUUUGGGAAAGGAAAACAGGAAAAAAAUUUUAGCUAUGGCUGACGUUCCUUGCCCCCAGUUCCUCACUAUCCUCACUAAGUGAAUUAAUAUGGGAUUUUUUCUAUCUUAUUAAUUGAGGGCAUUCUCAUUUAAUAAGCUGCAUCCAACAAUCCACAAGCAUCUUACUCUUACAUCCCUUUGCUUUUAUUUAUGGCUUAAACAGAGGAAAAAGCUUUCAGACAGAAGAUCAUAUGCUUAGCUGACUGAUAACACACCAAGAGAAUGUGAUAUAAGUUCUGAAUGAUUUAGGGUUUGCUUUAGGUUUAGUAAAUAAAUUGGCAGUUUAGGUGGAGUAACAAAAAUAAAUCCAAGAAUCUUUUAAAAAUAUAACUGAUAGUUUUACAGAUUUUUCAUAUUCUCCUCAAGUCAGCACUGAACUUUUUUUUCUAGAUAGCACGGAUCUAAGUAUUAGUAAAAUAGUUCUUGGGACCUAAUUUCUAUUGCUGUUCAACGUUUUCCUGGGUUGUGAAUGUUUAUAUUCAGGUACCUCUGGAGGAAGAUGCCACUUUCCACUCCUGGUUUUUCCUUUGUACGUUCUAAAACUCUUCACGGUUUUAAUUAAUCUGUUAAUUAAAUAGGUACCACGAGGUAUCUGAGGAGACUUUAGAGCACCUUCCAGUACCUACAGGGCCUCCCUGGAAGCUGGAAAGGGACCUUAAACAGGGGCCUGCAGUGACUGGUUAAAGACAUGGCUUUUAAGCGACAGAGGGCGAGUUUAAAUGGGAUAUUGGGAAGAAAUUAUUUCAUCAGAGCAGGGUGAGGCCUUGGCACACGUUUCCCAGAGAAGCUGUGGCUGCUCUAUGCCUGCAAGUGUCCAAGGCCAGGUUGGAUAGAGCCUGGAGAAACCCGGGAUAGCGAAAGGUGUCCCUUCCCAUGGCAGGAACCAGACGGUCGUGACGUUCCCUUCCAACCCCAACCAUCCCAGGAUCUAACCAAAGUGGCGAUGGCCACAUGACGGUGAGGGAAGGUGACACGCGCGUUCCUGGCAGCCUUCCCGGCCGGAGGGAGCGGGGAGCGGGGAGCAGGGAGCGGGGGCCAGCUCCGACCGCCCGGCCUGAGGGAGCGCCUCUCCCGUCAGCGGCUCCGGCCGCCGCUCCGCCCUGGAGGCGGCACCGCCGGGACGGGCAGCACCGGCAAAGGCAGCAUCGCCUCCCCGUUUCCCGCACACGCCAGGAUUUGCCCGGGGAAGAAAUCUGUCUCAGAACUCCUGCUUUGGAGCUGCCUAUGUUUAAAAAAAUUCCUGACCUUCCCAUCUCACUGCUGCCUACAGAUUGCAGCAGCCAUGGAGACCUGAGCCACUGCUGCAGGCACUUGGGAAGAAGUAUGACCAAGAUGAACUGCAUCCUGCUGACCACCUGCAUUGUUCUGAUUGCUUUUUGUGGCUCUGGUUAUACCUUAAGAUGUUACCACUGUGACAACAGCCCUACCCUGUGCAGGACCAACAGCACCUGCUUAACGACUGAAGACACUUGCUUGCAAUUGAAAUUUGGUAAAUUGAGAACUUUCUCCUGCUGGAAGACAUCCCAAUGCAGUGUGAAUGAAAUUGCUGAUUCUUUUCUGUUGGAUAAUUUUGAAUUCUUCUGCUGCCAGCAGGACCUGUGCAAUGAGAGUGCAAUUACUGGGGUUAACAAAGCAGCCUUCAGUAUUGCUGCUGUAAUGGCCAUGUUAUGGAUGCUCAUGUAAUAAUCCUGAUUGUUAGCUGUCCUUUCAAGAUGAAAUUGCAUAAAACCAUUUAACUCUUUUCUACAUUGCAUAUUUUCACCUCCUGUUCAUAGGCAGAAACAUUCCCUUGUAAUUUUAAGUUUCCUAAGGUUCUGUCUGUUAAAUCACUGUCUCCAUUCAUGGCAAGGACAUGUGUGUUGUUACCAGUUAUUGGGUGUUUUGAUCUGUCCCCCUGUUCAUGGGGAACAGCUCUUGUGAAGUCAUGUUAUCUUGUGGAGAGCCUGGGCAAACUCCAGUGGGUGAUGUGAAGGAGCCCUACAGCAUUUCUGCUGGAAACUCAUUUUUUUCCCUGUCCCAUAAACUGUCUUUAUUUUUGGCUGGCA